This is a messenger RNA of Aspergillus nidulans FGSC A4, 3121 nucleotides long. Its product is annotated as FAR11/STRIP family protein. The record is from RefSeq and is a predicted model, not a curated record. Bases 1 to 3087 code for a protein of 1028 amino acids. The transcript has 5 exons. NCBI's taxonomy places the organism in Eukaryota, Fungi, Ascomycota, Eurotiomycetes, Eurotiales, Aspergillaceae.
AUGGAUGAAGCCACAGCAUCCGCUGAUGCUUCCUUGGAGGAUCAUCACAUCGUGAAAGCAGAUGAAGUGGACCAGACAGGAACAGACAUUGUCCAGAUUCCGGAUGAUCAGAUGAUGGAAGAAGUUGCAGAGGGUAUUCGACAGGAGCAGGCAGCUCAAACUUCGGCUACUACAGCAAGUAAGCCAUCAGUUCAGAUGCGGGCAGCAAAUGUGCCUAUGUCUAGACGUCCUGAACUGCAGCGGAAUACUUCAGCUCCUCCGCCUCCACGUCAACCCCCGCCACCAGCUCCGGUUCAGCACAAUCCCGACGCGCCUACGGAUUCGCUGAGCCUGGCUCAAUUAAAACAACUGGUCCAGGAGAUGCCGAGGGCCGAACAGCCUGCCUAUGCAUUUGAAUAUGCUGACUGUCAGCCGUUUCCGGAAGAGCUUGAGGAGUGGUUCCAGUAUAGCGAAUUCGAUAGAGCCAUGAUUCUUGCCAUGAAGAGCUCAUUUGAGCGGACGUGGAGCUUGUUCUGUGAAGUGCAACCUUCUCUCUCUUCCAGUACGUCUUGGCUUGAUGCUCCUGAGGCAAUGCAGAAGUUGUUCUUGACCGAGGUACUUGAUAAUUUGCAGGAUAGCGAACUUUUGGUCCGUCUUGAAGCUUUGGAAUCUGUGUGCUACGUUGUUACCGGAGUGUGGGGAAUUACUGCUGGAAAGAGCACGCCGGACUAUCCUCAUGAUUCCCCAAUCGCUGCCGAAAAUGCCAAAUCCAAAUCUUUGCAGAUUCAAUGGAUAGUGACUAACGCAAGACUCAUUCACGAAUGUUCCGGGCUGCCGUCGCUCUAUGGGUGCUUGCUGCGGGCUUUCGAGAAAUCCCGCGUGUCAGCCCCCUCUGAGUCAAACGCAGCGUCAGAAAGCGCUAACCCAAUGCUCCUUGCUGCAGCAGAUCGGGAGGCAAAUCUGGUUCUGACUGCCUUUUACUUGAUGGUUGAAACGGCGCGCAUGCAAGAAACACGAGACCCUAAGCACACGCCGCUUAGAGAUGCGAUUACAGCGCUGGAGCCAGACUUGAUGGUAUUUUUAAUCGAGAUUAUCGCACGUUUGCGAUGGGAUGACGCUUCCAAUAUUCCCCUCACGAGAAUUAUUCUUUUAUUUUGGAAGUGUAUACUUCUCUUCUUUGGCGGUAGUGACAUGCUGAAGCAAGCCAAAGAAACAUUGGAACCAGCUUUCGACUGUGGGAAGAAUGACCCAACAAGAAGAACACCCUUCCUUACUGCAUCUCCGCUCGAUUACCACAAUUUCCGGCAAGAGAUCACUUCUAAAUAUCCCGCCUACAACCCGCCUCCGCCUGUGAUCCCGUUAGAGCUAGAAAAUAACUCAAUACUUCCUCCUCUGCCUCAACACCCCAGCAGAUCAUACUCUUCUAAUGGCCUGUUCUCCGGAGUUGGACCUUCUGUAGCUGGUGGUAACGGUUCCAUCCUGCACCAGUCGGUUCAUAUUGCAACGCCAGCUCCAUCUCCUCCGCCAUCUCCUAUCGGUCCUGGUGGCAAGGCAGGAAAAAAGCAAAACUACCAGACCAACCAGAAUUUCCCUUUCAUGUAUCCUCCCUUGGAUAAUUCUAGCAAUAACCUUGGAGGCAAGGGCUCGACGGAAAUGCAAGACGUGCUCGUGGGGAAGAAGUGGGAUGGUAGCGAUGUUCCUGCGUCUGUUAUCGAGGCUGGUCAGCUUUUCUCAACUCACGUGAAGAUGACAAGGGCAAUGAGGCAACUCUGGGAAGAGCGUGAGCGGUUCAUGAAGUACGACCGUGGGUGGCAUGCAGAAAGAGCUUAUGCAAGUGGUGAUGUAGAUGCCGAAGAUGAGAUUGUAGACGACCUGGAGGAGUUCUCUCUCGACGAGAAGAAAGUGCCGAAGAGCAAUCCCCCAAUGGAGAAGGAAACGGAUAACGAAGAGGUUCAGAAACGCUUAGAUGCCGUUGAAACUUUCUAUAAUGGUGGUUCUGGAAGCGAAAGCUUCAGUGCAGUGCAUGCGGGUGCUUCCAGCUUCAACAACGACACGGAGGAUCUGACAUGUGAUGCUACAAUUGAUGAGCUUGACAAUAUCCGAGUACGCGAGAUUACGAGCAAAGCGAUCUCUGGUUCUCUUCUUCUCUUGCUUAAGUGGUUCAAGAGGUCACAUAUUUUGAAGUUCGAGUAUAUGACGCAGCUCUUACUUGACUCAAAUUAUUUGCCAUUAAUCCUAAAAAUGUUCGCGCACCAGGAAAUCGACCAAGCCGUAGCACAACGGACGGAUCGUGACGAAUUAGGUUUCUUUCGUUUCUGUCACUUGCAUUCGGAACAGCCGCCGGACAUUACCGGCUUCCAACAAGAUAGUGAUGAUGAGGCAGUUCCCCCUCCAAUUGCCCGACACAGAACAGAGACAGGUCGAGCGGACAGCGUAGACGAAACCGGAUUAGGUUUCAUUGGAGGACCUCAUCGUCCAGAAGUCGAUGAGCUCGGAUAUCCUACAGCGCCGCCACCCAGUGAGCCUAUCACUACCUUCUCUUUCCGAAAUUUCUUCUCGGCCAUCAACUACCUCCACAUAAUGCAGAAAAUCACUCGCGACAAAGCCCACCGUUGCCUGCUUCUUGUCCAGUACAAAUCCAGUACUAUCCUCCGCAAAGGACUCAAGAUUCCCGACCCCGAUCUCCGCUUCUACACCCUGAAGCUCUUCAAGUCGCAAGUCCCCUAUUGUGGCCGCAAAUGGAGACAGGGAAAUAUGCGUGUAAUCACAGCGAUAUAUCUUUACUGCCGCCCUGAGCUGCGGGAUGACUGGCUGGCUGGAUCUGAUAUUGAUGCGGAGGUUGAAGAGGCGCUACCUCUCGAACAAGCCCUCCGUGGUCUAACACAUUGGUGGCAUCUACGGCGCUACAAGCAUGUCAUGGGCGGUGAGGAAGGUGCGACUAUCAUGGACGAAGAGCGGGAUUUCUUCGUCCGUGAGCUUGAGGCCAUGGGGUGGGGCUAUGCUGGAGACGAGCUGUUGAAUGGGGUGGCUGAUGAAGCCGAGCUGGCUGCAGGACCGCUGGCGAAUGGGACGGAAUGGGAUGGCAUGCUACAGGUGGAGGGGGCAUAGUAGAUCUGAAAUAUCUCGCAUAUGAUGGGACAAU